AUGUCAGAUAUUAAGCCUGAAGCUUCACAAUCAGAUGAUUUACUAGAAAUGGAUGAAAUGUUGGAAAAUAAUCCUCAGCCUGAAGGUUCCCAAACCAUGUCAAAAAAUACUCAAAGACAUAAGCGUUGUUGUGAAUCAACUAAACCAUCUGCAAAAUGCUGGAAAUAUUUUGAAAUAGAAGGAGAAGAUUCAAUAUGUAAAGUUAAAAUUAAAAAACCUAAUGGAGAAGAACAAAUUUGUGGAAAAUCAUAUAAAUACCUUCCCAGAGGGUCAACAACCAACAUGAAUUCACAUCUUGCAGAUGAACAUGACCUGAAAGAUUUUCAAAAAAAACAG
Molecule: messenger RNA, 336 nt
Organism: Cetraspora pellucida
Lineage: Eukaryota; Fungi; Glomeromycota; Glomeromycetes; Diversisporales; Gigasporaceae
Source: the annotation of a GenBank genome assembly